Athene cunicularia (burrowing owl) is the source of this 2840-nucleotide messenger RNA. RefSeq names its product cytochrome c-type heme lyase. Gene Ontology annotation, molecular function: holocytochrome-c synthase activity. NCBI's taxonomy places the organism in Eukaryota, Metazoa, Chordata, Aves, Strigiformes, Strigidae. The record is from RefSeq and is a predicted model, not a curated record. Gene Ontology annotation, cellular component: mitochondrion. The transcript is spliced from 6 exons. The coding region runs from base 278 to 1153 and encodes 291 amino acids. Gene Ontology annotation, biological process: cytochrome c-heme linkage.
GAGACCCCCCGCACCGUGCGGCCUUGCCCUGCCGCCGGUGGGCGCGAGGGGACGGGCUGAGCGGCGGCUGUACGCGUGGGUGAUCCCUGUGGGGGCCCCCGCACCGCUGCUCCCCGCCAGCUCCUUCGCUCUCAGCCCUGGGAGGCGCCGUGGGGUUUUAUUUAGGCUGGAUAUUUACUUAAACCGACUUUUUAUUCCAUUUCUAAAUUUGUGAUGCAGCAACGUAUUUGUACUUGCGUUCACCGUAAUAUAUAGCCAGUGUAGCUUUGUCUUACAGAUGCUUGUUGUUUUUUCUUUAGAGACUUGGCCUAAAAACACCUGGUGCACAGAAGCCAUGGGUUUGUCUGCGUCCUCCCCGGCUGCUGCUGGUCAGUCGCCAAAUGCAUCCAAACAACACCAGACAGCGUCUCCACCUUCAGAAUGUCCUAUGCAUCAGGAAAAAAUGAGCGGUUGUCCAAUGCACAUGAACACUCCUGAUUACAGAACUGAGAACACAGAUGAUGUUCCUGCACAUCAAGAAAGAGCGUAUGAAUUUGUAGCAUGUCCGGUGAAGUCUGGUGCAUUUCAAGGGAAAGAUGACAUAGAUCCUAGCAAUAUGAUGCCUCCUCCUAAUCAGCAGCCAUCUCCAGAUCAACCAUUUCCAUUGUCAACUGUUAGAGAAGAAUCUUCUAUUCCUAGAGCACAUUCUGACAAGAAAUGGGUCUACCCUUCAGAGCAGAUGUUCUGGAAUGCUAUGCUAAGGAAAGGGUGGAGGUGGAAAGAUGAUGACAUAACAGGUGAAGACAUGACCAACAUUAUUAAGAUUCACAACCAAAACAACGAGCAAGCUUGGAAGGAGAUUUUGAAGUGGGAAGCUCUUCAUGCUGUGGAAUGUCCAUGUGGACCAUCUCUGAUGCGGUUUGGAGGCAAAGCAAAGGAAUAUUCACCAAGAGCCAGAAUACGUUCCUGGAUGGGAUAUGAACUUCCCUUUGACAGACAUGAUUGGAUUGUUGACCGUUGUGGAAAAGAAGUGCGAUAUGUUAUUGAUUACUAUGAUGGUGGAGCAGUAGAUAAGAACUACCAGUUCACUAUCCUGGAUGUUCGCCCUGCCUUUGACUCUCUCUCGGCUGUAUGGGACAGAAUGAAGGUAGCUUGGUGGCGGUGGACUUCAUAACUACUCCUGUGGUGUGUAGUCAGAAAGUAAACCACUUUCCUCCUAGACUAAGGAUAAGUGAAUACUAAGACUUGAAAUCAAAGUUCACUGCAACUGUCAUUAUUUCCAUCAUCACCACUGUUUUUUGGGGGUGGGAAGGGAGGAUGAGGAAAUCCAUUGUUAAGUACACCAAUGCUUUAUGGUGUUUUGAAUGAAAUAAUAAAGUUAUAGUAGCAAAAACAUGUAUCUUAAUUUUCUCAAGAGUUGGGAAAUCUUUUCUUAUUUUGUUACCUGUUCUGCGUAAGCUUGCCACCUUUUAAUUUCGUGACUCCAGUGCUGCACCAAAUACAUUAGGUAUUUGAUUCUGACUGGAGUUUUGUUACUUAAACUGAAAACUGGAAAUUUCAUGAACGAUUUCAUAUAGUUACAGUCCUUAGAUGUUUAGGUGAUGAAUAAAGGGUAAAAGAUUGGACUGUUUCAAACUGCAUGUUUUAUUAACUGUAUAAAAACUAUGUAUAAAAAUUUGUUUUCACAUGAGCACUUUACCUGUUCAAACAAUGCUUCCUCAGAAAACUUGAAGUUUAUUGUGUUAAAGGAAGUAUAGUGUAGUAUAUUUUUAAAGGUAUGUUAAGUUGAAAGGGAGAAUAUACUCAUGCCUUAAUCUGCAAUUUAUUUUUGAACAGAAACAGGAAGAGUGUCAGUUGCUUUUGAAACAACAUUUCUAGAAGGAGAUAAAACUGAUAUGUAAUAGCUAUUUAUUUGAGAAUUUGAAAGGUUUUCUGAUAUAAGAAAAUUGUGUUGUUUUAGUAUUUUCAUGUCUUUAAUGUGUGUCUUGCGUAAUGCCUUCAGCACAGAAUUGAGCCUUAUUUAAAGAAACCGUCAUGCAGUGCAUCUGUAUCUUGCACCUUGGCUUCAUCAUCUGUACCAUAAUGUGUGGUUUUUAUACAAUACAGAAUCGCACAAGGGUGUAUGACUAUGCAGUUAUAUAUGUUUCUGCAUAGUGAUUAUCGUGAACUGUAUUACAGAUGUGUAUGUAACUUUGCUAAAAGGGUAUCACAAAUGCCAAGAAAUAAGGUUGAUUUGAGCAUUUUCUAAGAGUGAUGCAAGUUAAUGCCAUGUGGCUUAAAGAUUUGAUUUAUGUUUGUACGCAAUAAGGGAAACUUUUUUUUUAAGUUUUCCACUGUAGUAGCUUUAAAUUUGCAUGGCUUGUUAAAUUUCAGGUGCUACAUGCCCCUAAACUUAAAUUAUUCCUCCAUUUCAGCACGUAUUACUCUUGAGAAUGAGUCCUCUGUGCAAAACACUUAGGAACAGGAGUAAGAAACUAUCACACUGUAGCUUCUCAAAUGGGAGAAGCUUCCUUAAUGAAACUUCACAACCUUAAACUGGGAACCAGCUGUACACUGAUUUUCUGAAAGUGGUUGUUUUUAACUGACAUGGGAAGCUUUUUUUAAUUUUUUUUUCCUGAAGGGAAAACCUCCCAGUGUUUCAGUCAAGUAACUUCCCAUUUAGGAAAAAAGUAUUCAGGGAAGCAUUCCAUACUUCAGCGUACUGAUGGAGUUGAAUGGUUCCCACUGCAGAGCCAACUGUCCUGCAUGGUAGGGAUAAAUAUUACCCAGAAGUCCAGAAUCCAAAGAGACAACCACACUCUUACCCCUGUCUGCUUUCCUCAUUCCUUUUCCACCUUUUUAGUGAUUCAUAUAUAUAUAUA